AGCGAUGGGAUGUGAGCGACUGGAGCGACCACAGGCGAUUUUAACGCUUUUAAUGUGAACGCAGCAUUAUGCUGCCUUCCCUGCUCCACGUAGGGACCUGACGCUGAGCUUCUAAACUGUGUAAAAACGGCACAUCGACACGUGAAGGCAGCAUCACAGCCCCACCGCCUCUGCUAGGAGGAUACAACAAUUCCGGGCUGCCCUUGCCAACGAUACAAUGCUUCGUUUAACGGAUAAACCCCGGGCAUAGGCACCGUCCAAUUGCCGCGGUCUCUUCGAAAAGGCGGUACCCUCCUCGUCUACUCUGAUAAUUUACAACAAGCUUCAGUAGAGAGCACCUAAGACACCCAGUAAGGACGGGACUCCGGGCUUUAUGUUCAACGUUACCUAAGAGAAGCUGGAGAGCAGGUAGGAGCCAUGGGUUUCUCCUUCAGCCUUCGAUGAACUGAACUAAGCUGGAACCACAGGACUCAGCCAACCUGCCACUGCCCACAGUGGGGGCUCCCCUCACCCCAUCACCCUCUUCAGCUAUGGCAGGCUUCAAGCGGGGUUAUGAUGGCAAGAUCGCUGGCCUGUAUGACCUGGACAAGACGCUGGGCCGUGGCCACUUUGCUGUUGUCAAGUUGGCACGCCAUGUCUUCACUGGGGAGAAAGUUGCAGUGAAGGUGAUUGACAAGACUAAACUAGACACUGUGGCCACAGGCCACCUUUUCCAGGAAGUCCGCUGCAUGAAGCUGGUCCAGCACCCCAACAUUGUGCGCCUAUAUGAAGUGAUAGAUACUCAGACCAAACUUUACCUCAUCUUGGAGCUAGGUGAUGGAGGGGAUAUGUUUGACUACAUCAUGAAACACGAAGAAGGUCUGAAUGAAGACCUGGCUAAGAAGUAUUUUGCCCAGAUUGUCCAUGCUAUCUCGUACUGCCACCGUCUGCAUGUGGUGCACAGGGACCUCAAGCCAGAGAAUGUGGUGUUCUUCGAGAAACAAGGGCUGGUCAAGCUCACUGACUUUGGUUUCAGUAACAAAUUUCAGCCAGGGAAAAAGCUGACAACCAGUUGUGGAUCUCUGGCAUAUUCUGCACCGGAAAUACUGCUCGGAGAUGAGUAUGAUGCUCCAGCCGUAGAUAUCUGGAGUCUGGGUGUGAUCCUCUUCAUGUUGGUAUGUGGCCAGCCACCCUUCCAGGAGGCUAACGACAGUGAGACCCUCACUAUGAUAAUGGACUGUAAAUACACUGUACCAGCCCAUGUCUCCAGCGCCUGCAAAGAUCUGAUAGACCGUAUGCUUCAGAGGGAUCCCAAGCGGCGGGCUUCCCUGGAAGAGAUCGAGAGCCAUGCUUGGCUGCAGGGGGUGGACCCAUCCCCAGCCACAAAAUAUAGCACUCCCCUGGUUUCUCACAAGAACUUGUCCGAGGAGGAACACAACAGCAUCAUCCAGCGCAUGGUGCUCGGAGACAUUGCAGACCGAGAGGCCAUAGUCGAAGCCCUGGAGACCAACAAAUACAACCACAUUACAGCUACAUACUACCUGCUAGCAGAGAGGAUCUUGAGGGAGAAGCAGGAGAAGGACGUCCAGACGCGCUCGUCUAGCCCCAGCAAUAUCAAGGCACAGUUCAGGCAGUCAUGGCCCACCAGAGUUGACAUGCACCAAGACAUAGAGGACAGCCUGGCAGCUUCCUCCAUCUCCCAUGCUGGAGGCCCUCAGUCCCCAGCCCGCAGCACAGAAAACCUGCUCAACGGACAUCGCUCAAAAGGCAUGAUGGAGCUGGGCCGACGAGAGGAAACAGCAGUGACUGACUCUCCAGGACCACCAGCACAGGGAGCCUGUGCUGCCCCCUCGGGCCAAGCUCCUGGGUCUGCUUCUGGAACCAUCAGGGCACAGACUCCAUCCACCUCAGCAGCAGCCAAGCAGCGAACCUGCCUGUUCAGGGUGGAGGAAGAUGAGGAGGAGGAAGAAGAGCAGGACCCAUCUCCCUUACCAACCCAGGUGAUUCUGCGCCGUAAGCCCCCCUCGAUCACCAAUCGCCUCACCUCCAGGAAGAGCGCCCCAGUGCUCAACCAGAUCUUUGAGGAGGAGGGUGAGUCAGAUGAUGACUUUGACAUGGAUGAGGGCCUGCCACCCAAACUCAGCCGUCUCAAGAUGAACAUGGCUGGAAAUACUGGCAACCUGAGCUCCGGGGCUGGCUCCUCUUCGUCCCCGGGCUCCACGCAGAAGCGCUACCAUCGGCGCAAGAGCCAGGGGAGGGGUUCGUCAUGUUCCAGCUCUGAGACGAGUGAUGAUGACUCAGAGAGCCACCGGAGACGUCUGGAUAAAGAUUCUGGCUUUGGUUACGGCUGGAACAGAAGGGACAGCAGCGAGGGGCCACCUGGAAGCUCUGGGGGCAAUGGGGGAGGCAGCAGCUCAGGACAGAGUAAACCUCCAGGAGAGGGAGGGGGAACCUCUGGGCCAGACAAGGGGAGUCCUCCUGGAGGGGGUGAGAACAGAGAUGGAGGGGAUGGAGCGGGUGGAGGGGGUGGUGGGGGUGGAGGAGGGGGGAACAAAGGACAAGACAGCCCAUCCAGUUGUUGCAACAACAGUAGCACUACUAGCCCCACCCUCAGCUCUCUGUCCCGCUCCUCUCGCUCGACCAGCCACUCCACUGAGCUGGUAGAGAGCCUAAAGCUAAUGAGUCUUUGCCUCAGCUCCCAGCUGCAGCACCACCGUGGGCGGGGGGGUAGAGGUGGAGGUGGUGGUGGAGGAGGAGGAGGAAAGUUCAUCAUAGACCCGUGCAGCCUCUCAGGAGGGAGCGUGAAAAUCCAGGAGAAAUCAACCUGGAGGAUGUGUAUAGGCUCCACCGGGAGUCUGGACACCAUCACUCUCCCCACCACGGCUACCACCCUCCCUCGCACCCACGUUGUGCAGCACCAACACCGUAAAACAACGCCUCACAGCCUCCUGGGCAGCAGGGACGCUCACAGCAACCUGAGCGCAUUGAAAAAUGGCAUGCUUCAACUACCUCUGUGUGAGAAGACCAUCUCUGUCAACAUACAGCGGGGCAGAGGCUCCAGGGAUGGCCUGCUCUGUACCUCAGCUCCAGCCAGCUGCUGCCAGGUCAUCUGAAGCCCCCUGACCCUCUGUGGACCAUCAGUCCCCACCCACCACAACCAGCUAAAAAAAAAAACAAAAAAAAAACAGGCUUCUCCCUCCAUGUUGACCUCUCCACCUUUUCUCUGUCCCUCUGCACACUCCUCCUCAUUUUAACUUCAUCUUGUGUUUUGCUGUAGCAAACUGAACUGCUGCUUUGGUGUCAGUGGUUUGUGGCUCCGAUGGAUCUCACUGUCAUUUUGUAUGAUGUGUCCUGUGCUCUGCUCACUAUUCAUAUGGCUGAAGUAUGUCAUUACAUUUAUCAUUGUGUUUAGUACGUUUUUCAUUUUGUUUUUUAUUUCAGCCUUAGUUUAUGUCCCCCUUACAGCCCUUCAGAUUAGCCCCGACUCAUCUCUUACAAUCUAAAUACAAACACAGUGGUAGAAUUUUUUUUUAAAGAAUAGAGUACUGUGUAGAAAAAAAAAACAACCAAAAAUCUCAAUAUUUUGAGAAAAUGUUUUGAUGUUUUGAGCAUCAAGUCAAAAUUAUCCAAAAAUAAGUUGUACCAACUAGUAGUAAUUAAAUCAGACAAAGUCUACGCAAUGUAAGAAUGAGUAAUUAAAAAAGACUAAAGUUUUAACAUUUUAAAGUUGUAACUUCCCCAAAAAAGCUUUAAUGGUUUAAAUUAACAUAAGUUCUUAAUAACAAGUUACAAGUAAGAAAUACACAUUUAUUAUUAAGUUUAAUGUUAAAAUAAGUCAUGUAUGACUUUUUAGUACAAUUCUGACUUAACUUUUAAAAUGUGACCUUUUAAAGUCAAGGUUUGUGAUGUUAUAUAACUUUUUUCCCCAAACACUAUGGUUUUCUCAACACAUUUUGGUUCUGGAAAUGUCUUUUUUUUUUUUUUAGCCAGAACACUGUGUUGUACUUGGCUUUGUGCAGAGUGCAGAUGAGUUAAAAACUGGAGCACUUGAACUCAGAUGAUGAGGAUAGUUGCAGUGUUGCACUGUAGCAGCAGCUGACAUGAGGAGGACACAGUAACUUUCCUGCCAACACCAUCCUUCCCUCCUUCACCUCACCCUCUGAGUGUUAGGUUGUAGCAGUGAAUCACGUACAGUGGCUUUAGAAAGUGUUCAGACCUUUUAACUUUUGCACGCUUUGUUUUGUAGAUUUAAUUUAAAUUGAUAGAAUUACCAUUUUGCCCAUCAGUCUACAUUCAUUAUCCCAUAAUGAAGUGAAAACAUGUUUGUGGCAAUGUUGACACAUUUCUUCAAAAUCAUUUUACAUAAGCAUUCAGACCCUGAAUUUAGCAAUUUGUAGAAGACAAUUUGGCAGCAAUUACGACUCCCAGUAUUUUUGUAUGUAUUUGUAAGUAUUUAUAAGCUUCACACACCUUGAUAUGGGAUGUUUAUCCUUUAAGCUAUGUCAGUAUGGAUGGGAAAUGUUCCAAGAUCUCCACAGAUGUUCUGUGGGGUGAAAGUUAGUUCAAUCCCCUCAGUCAAGGGGAUUGAACUGGAGACCACAGGCUCACUUCUCUAACCUUUAUGUUUGAGAAGCAAGCUUCUAAAAAACAAAAAAAAGUUUUCACUUUGCCAUUAUGGUUUAUUGAGGGCAGAUUGACUGACACAAAUGCAGUUUUAUCCAUUUAGAGAUAAGCCUACAACAAAAUAAAUUGUUCAACAGGUGAAUGGGUCCAAAUAGUUUGUGAAGCCACCAUGCGGGUAUCUUUGACCACUUCUGUCACUGAUUUUAUUUAGACUCCAGGCUGGACUCCAUAUUGUAGUCAGACAAUCGUUUUAUGUUGCUUUUAUGAAAAGAAAAGAUAUUCAUUAGAAUCAGUUCAGCUCCAUACAUUCACAACUGCAACAAAUACUCUGUCAGAACCCCCUUUAAAUCUGGACGAGUAUCUCUUGAGGCAGCGUGUUUUGGCUGAAUAAAUGGGACUGUAAGAAAUGGUUUGUUAAAGCGUGUGCACUCCAUUGUGGUAGCAAACAGGUGUUCUAUUGAUUCUGUAGCAAGACAAUGCUAAACACCGACAUUUGAAAUGUUACUGCUGACCAUAUAUUUCAAAUAAGAUUCUUAUUUAUUUUAUUUGUAUUUUUUUUUCGAUGUGUUGCUGAUAGAGAACAUUACAAUAGUUGUGUGUGGCUCUCUGGAAAAACACUACCAAUACCCAAGUAGUCUGAUCUGUUUUGACCUCUGGUUUCUUGACGUCCCAUCUGCACCCACAUGUCACCCAAAGUGCACUGUACAUGUGGGUGCAGCAUGUUGAGUCAUGUAUUGAGUAUGUAUAUACAUUAUGAUGAAAAGUAAAGUUUAUUUUUAAAACUUGUACAUUUAUUUUGAGCAAUCUGCUGUUUGAAAAUGUGGACAAAGGCCUUGUGAAGUCUCACUAGUUGAAAGGAAGUGUGUGUGUGUGUGCACCAGGUAAAUCAGUGUGACCUCACCUGCGCACAAGAAAAAGCUUGUGACUUGUGACAGCCCUAACGGAGCUGGCCAAGAGAUGAACAAACGAAAGAAAGGAAAGGGUACAUGGGGAAAUUCUUUAAGGGCAUUGGCAAUAAGCUAUACUGUGUGUCGCAGCUAUCUGUACAGAAACAUUUCAUUAGUUGUUUUGUUUUUUUAAAUUCCAGACAUGUGCAGCCUUACAACGGCCACUUGUACUGAAAAGAAAAAUGGAAAGCUAUGAGUUAAAUAUUUUUCCUCUCUUUGGUUGUUGUCUGAGUUUUCUUUUGAAUAACCAAAUGUGCAUAGAGUUGUAAAUAUGGUGCUCUUUAUCUAGAACAGCAGAGUGAACUUUUUGGUGCAUAGCUGUACAGUAAUCUAGCCUUAUGAUAAUAGUAAUACUGUAUGGGUGUCUCAGCUAAAAAUAAAAGCCGUGUGAGAAAAACAACACAAUUCAAUACUGUCAGGUCUCUUGACUGUUGUCUUACUCAGCUGUAUCCAGGUGAAUGACGUGCAUGUGUUUCAAUGUUUGACAUUCAGUGACACAGGGCAGCCACAGAAAUGUUACUGGACCAAAACAUAAAAUAGGAAGAAAAAGGAAAUAAAGAUGAGCUGGAACUGACAGAAAUAUUCAGUGUAUUAUUCUGUAGUUGAUACCUGUUGUCAAAAUUUACAUAUAGCUAUGGUAAUAUCCAAAAUAAAAUGUGGAAUACUGUCUCAUA
Acanthopagrus latus (yellowfin seabream) is the source of this 6223-nucleotide messenger RNA. It is a transcript of the gene snrka, whose product is annotated as SNF related kinase a. The transcript is spliced from 9 exons. Gene Ontology annotation, biological process: intracellular signal transduction; protein phosphorylation; microtubule cytoskeleton organization. NCBI's taxonomy places the organism in Eukaryota, Metazoa, Chordata, Actinopteri, Spariformes, Sparidae. The record is from RefSeq and is a predicted model, not a curated record. Gene Ontology annotation, molecular function: ATP binding; tau-protein kinase activity; protein serine/threonine kinase activity. The coding region runs from base 531 to 3092 and encodes 853 amino acids. Gene Ontology annotation, cellular component: cytoplasm.